CGGCUCGGUUGCCGGAGAGAUGCGUUCACUGGUGCUGUGUGGACGUCUCAGCGCACUGUUUACCCUUUGCAUGUUCAAAAGUCAUGGCUGAACAAACCGGUGAGCAAACAUACAAUAUUUGUUCUUUGAGUCUGUCAAAACGACGCAGUGGUGACAAAGAAAUCAUUGCGGCUGUGGAAUAAUUUCAACGGGAGAAGAAGGGAGAUACUGACAGGUUGAGGCUACGGUGACGUGUUGUUGCACUACACACUGUUCUUCCAAAGGAGUAGGCCUUUCCAUCAGUCAAAUGACCCAGCACUGUGUGUUGUCAUGUGAUGAAGUGUUCAGAUUUGGAGUCCAAAGCAAAGCAGAGUGGACCUCCACACUAUCACCCGCCAGAGUCUCCUGUGGUCAUCCUCUCUGAUUUUCUGUCAAAAUGGCCUCAAGACAGCGGGAUAUUCCAGCACUUGAACCUGGCAAUUCAUCUGGACUCUUUGGUGCUUUAUCAUCUCCGAUGGUAAUGACUAGGCGCAAUAUCAGCUAUGACGAGCUCAUGGAUGCCCCUAUGCAUUCACCACCUUCAGACUUGAGUGUCAACAUCUUAUGGAAAGACCCUGUCAUCCCGCAGCACAAGUUCAGAAACACUACAGAGGAAAGAGAAAGUGGUGGGAAGCUGCUGAAUCUCGAGGCACCAACACCAGCCAAGUCCCCAGUGCCUGUUGUGAAAGCAAAAGCCACCUCUUUAAUGAGCUCAAUAAUGAUCAAGCAGACCCAGGAGAACCUGCAGAAGUUUGAGCACCAGGCAGGGCUGACAGAUGCCAGAUAUUCUCCCCAUAAGGGGCUCUCUGCCGAGGAGACUCGCUUUCACCGGCUGGGUGAUGGCACGCUGCCAAAGUUGAGAAUGCCAAGCGGGGACUUCAAGGAGGACAGGCUUACAACAUCAGCACAAUCCACCCCAAGUGGCACCCCAUCUGUCACUCCCUCCGUCACCCCCAGCGUUAGUCCCCACACAUCACCAGCUGUUUGUCGCAGGACCUGGUUCCCGCUGAGUCCUGCACCUUUUCUUGCCACCCCAGAACUCAACAGUCCCAACCCAAGCACAGACAUGGGAGGAAAUGAAGGAGGAGGAGGAGAGAGAUGGAACUUCUUUGGAACUCGAUCUGUGGUACAGAAGUCCCCCACUGACCCAGGCUCUGAAACCAGCACAGCAGGCUUCUCCCUGCAGUCCUACUUUGGCAUGCAGAAAUCAUCUACCAUGGAUGGCACCAACACCCAGGUCAACUUCAAAGUGGAGGACCCUACCAAAUUCAUGCCCCCCAAGAUUGAAAUCUCAGGCACUGAGGCCAAGCCAGCGCCUCCAAGGCCACACAAACUUAAGCCUCGGGACAUGAAUGUUUUAACACCCUCGGGCUUCUGAAGCCAGGCUAACUGCGUAGUUACACCUCUAUUCUACCUUUUUGUUUUUUGUCAAGUUGCUUAUGUGUUUUCCUGCCUUCCUCUGCCCCCUUUGUCUCCCUGCAAAUUCACUAAGGUAGAGGAUAAUGAAGACCACCUAUCCUAUUUACUCACUCGCCCCAGCCACAUCACUGCACUGUUUCUUCUCCCAUUGGACCGACAUAGAUGGAUUGCUACCUGCUGUUAACCCACACCACACUCUUCUUAUCUCUUCCCAUGCCUUGGUCCAAAUAAAACACCAUAUGAAGUAAAGAUUGCACUGCUUUAUAUUAUUACUUAUGUUCAAUCACAUAAUGGGUUGGCAUGCAUUGCCUGGUGUCCUCGUUCCAUUGUCAGUGAUGGUGUGAGAUUGAACAUGUUGAAAUAUCUUGUCAGUCCUUUUUUUUUUUUUUUUUAAAAGGGACAGUUCUCCCCAAAAUCAGAAAUACAUAUUUUCUUGCUAAACUGAAGUCCUGAAGUGACAAGAAAGUCAACAUUACUACAGCUGAUAUCCCUCAGGCUCAUCAACUCACAACAAAGCACUAUCAGCAAAAUCACUACAGUUAAGAGGAAAGAUAUGCGGUUUUAAUUUUUGGGGCGAACUGUCCCUCAACCUAAUCACUUUAGCAUUGUCUCUCAUACUAAAACUGACCAGCUAUUUCAAUUCCCAAUACUGAGAUGCCUCAUUUGUAUUGUUAUUAUUGUUAUUAUUUUUUUUAUAUAAGCUCACAGAUUUGUAGUUGUGUAGUGCAUUUCUAGCAUGCAUGGUACAGUGCAGGAUGACUGAUGAUUGCAGUGUGUUGUUUUUUGUUUUUUUUUUAAACCAUCUAAGCACAGCUUUUUUUUUUUUUUAAUAUUCUGUGCUAGAGCAUCUUUUGUUACUUUGUGAGAAUGUAUGAUUGCUGACCUGAAGUGAUAUCCCUUUUUAUUAUUUCAGUUUAUGUGCUUUCAGGUUGUUGUGCUUUAAAUCAGCUUUGUUCAUUCUAAAUAGUCAUUACUGUGUUGGCUUAUCACAUUUGGUGAUACAAGUGGUUAUUUUCAAUUUAUAUUUUUUUGCAUUACAAUACAAAUAUCCUUGCUGUUUAUUUGAAAAAGUUCAAGAAUUCCAGGAAGUAAUUGCACAAGGGAGACCAUCUCCCACCAUCUGUAAAUAAAUCUGAUGCUAACGAGCAAAA
This is a messenger RNA of Scatophagus argus, 2588 nucleotides long. Its product is annotated as putative monooxygenase p33MONOX. Bases 416 to 1396 code for a protein of 326 amino acids. The transcript is spliced from 8 exons. The record is from RefSeq and is a predicted model, not a curated record. Lineage: Eukaryota; Metazoa; Chordata; Actinopteri; Scatophagidae. Gene Ontology annotation, cellular component: cytoplasm.